Molecule: messenger RNA, 2023 nt
Organism: Aricia agestis (brown argus)
Lineage: Eukaryota; Metazoa; Arthropoda; Insecta; Lepidoptera; Lycaenidae
Product: BRCA1-associated protein
Exons: 11
Coding region: 229-1860 (543 amino acids)
Biological process (GO): Ras protein signal transduction; protein ubiquitination
Cellular component (GO): cytoplasm
Molecular function (GO): ubiquitin protein ligase activity; zinc ion binding
Source: RefSeq, a predicted model, not a curated record
AAUAGGUACUCUUUCAAUCGAUAAAAAUAUUCCUUAUUUUAUUAAAAAUCUAUAUACAUAAUUGCACAAAUCAAUCGUCUCACGAGCUUUUAUCGGACAUUAAAAUUUUUAUUGCACACAGCAUCAAUAUCAACACAGAUUGGGAAUCCAAAAGUCUAAAAGUGUUUUGAAUCGCUUUGUGCUAUGUUGUUUGUAUUUCAUUGUUUUAUACUCAUUUUAAUUUUGUAAAUGUCUGUUUCACUGUGCGUUUUGCGUAUAGAAAUCGACGAAGAUAUACCAGAGAUGGAAAACAACCCAACUGAAACUGAAUCUGCCAAGGAGCAGAAGAAGAAAGACAGAGGUGCUCGAGAAUCUAAGACCAUUGUUGUGGAGACCUAUGCCAGUGUUUUAUCUGGCCCUAAUACAGAAAAGGGCAUCCUCCCCACCAGCUCACAAAAAUCGGGCAUUGAUAAGAAGUCUAAGAAAUCAGCAGAUGACGGUGAAACCAUAGGAUUCUUCUGUGGCAACCCUCUGGUUGAGGUUACCAAGGGUGUUUUACACUUGUACAAAGAAAAUGAACUGAAAGAAGACUCCGAGGCAAAGACACUGUGUCUCCUGUCGGUACCUGGAUCCUUGGGCGCCUCAGACUUGCUAGCAUUUGCUGCUGCAUGCCAACAAGAUAUUGCACAUGUGAGAGUGCUGCGAGAUGGAUCCCCAGACCACUACAUGGCACUGCUUACGUUCCGCACUAGCGCCGCAGCUCGGGAGUUCCACACGGCGUUCGACGGUGCCCCAUACAGCAGCCUCGAGCCGGGCGCGCUCUGCCACACCGCUUGGGUCUCGCGCGUGGAGUGGGCGGCGGGGGGCGAGGCGCCGCCCGCGCAUACCGAGCUGCCCACGUGCCCAGUCUGUCUGGAGCGUAUGGACGAGAGUGUGGCAGGUGUGCUGAGCGUACAAUGCGCGCACGCGUUCCACGCCGAGUGUCUAGCGCGUUGGGCGAGCGCGCGCUGCCCCGUGUGUCGCUGCACACAGACGCCGGAGCCCCGCGAGCGAGCCACGUGCUUGCACUGCGAUUCCGAUGCCGCAGGUGACAACGACGGUGACGAAAGUCGUGACAACAUCAGUGGUGUGGCGGAAGGUUUGCCGGACAGCGUGGAGCCAAGUUCAUUGUGGAUCUGUCUCAUAUGCGGUCAUGUGGGAUGUGGCAGAUAUGAAAAAGGUCACGCCGCUAAACAUUUCCUUGCGUCAAACCACACGUACGCAUUGCAGUUGGGAUCUAACCGAGUGUGGGAUUAUGCAGGUGACAAAUGGGUGCAUCGGCUAGUACAGAACAAGGCGGACGGCAAGCUGGUGGCGGCGGAGGGCGCGGCGGGCGCGGACAAGCAGCUGGAGUUCACGUACCUGCUUACACAGCAGCUGGACGCCCAGCGCGCGCACUACGACGACCGCAUCGCCAUGAUAAUAUCGGAGCGGUCCGCGGAGUGCGAGGCGUUGCUCGAGCGCGCGACAGCCGCGGAGAGCGAAGUGGCGACGCUGCGCAGACGCAUCACGGCGCUCGAAAACGACAACAAAGCGUUGGAUAAACGGCAGCAGCAACUCAACGCUAAAGUGGCAACACUUCAGAGCGCGUUGUCAGAGGAGCGGGGUCUCGGCGCCGCUCUAGCGAACAACCACAAGCAGUGGCAGAAAAGCGCCCAAAAACGAGAGGAGGCUCUUACUAAAGAGAUGUCGGAGCUGCGGGAACAGCUGCGCGACGUGAUGUUCUUCGUGGAGGCGCGCGGGCAGCUGGAGCAGGCGGCCCCCGCGGCGGAGCUGGAAACCGCCUCUGUCACCGUGCAGCCGCCGCCCAAACCGCGACGACGACGCGCCAAGAAGAUAUAAAGAGGCAGGCAGUAGACGACCAGUGGCGGAUUCAGGGUCUUACUAGUUGCUGACAGGGCUAGUUGUUAUAGCUUCGAUUUGUUCAGAAACUGAACCGGUUUAUACUUUAAUAUGAUUUAUCUUUAUUUUAUGUUGGUUUACCGCAUAAAGUUAAUAUACCUAG